Bursaphelenchus okinawaensis is the source of this 3262-nucleotide messenger RNA. NCBI's taxonomy places the organism in Eukaryota, Metazoa, Nematoda, Chromadorea, Rhabditida, Aphelenchoididae. The record is from the annotation of a GenBank genome assembly.
AUGUCGACUCAAGAGCCGGAAUCAAAUUCAGAAGAUCAGCCGCCAUUAUCCACGAGUUCUAGUGUGAACACAUUGACCAAUGUGAAUGUAAGUCAACACAACACACCCAGCCCGGCUUUAACGACCAGUGUAACAUCGGCCGAGGAGGACAAGGGCAGUGAUUCAGAUGGAGAUGCGGCUGAAGAGGUGCGUGAAUUUGGGAUAUUGUUGUUUUAAAGGUUUAGAUGUUGUUUUAGAUGGUAUUUUGAGGUUUUAAAAUAGUUAUCAAUCUUGUUUUAGGUUUUAAAAUCUAAUUUUUGAGUUUUAAAAUGAAAAAUGAGUUUACAGUUGUAAGACCUUUAAGUUAUGGAUUGAAAAUUUUUUUUUAAUUUUUAUGGAUUAGGUAUUGAAUGCUUUAGCUUUUCUAUAAAUAUCUGUUCAGUAAUAACCGUAUUUUGCAAUUCCAGAUAUUGGAAGAGAGUCCGGACAAAAGGUGGUCGAAACGAAGAGAAAAAGUGAAACAACGAGAUGUACCAGGCAUCGAUGCAGCGUUCUUGGCCAUGGAUAACGAAACGGGUAACGAGGUGGUCUGGAAUGAGGUCCAGUUCUCGGAACGGAAGAAUUUCAGAGAACAAGAAGUGAGUUGUACCUUGUUGUAGAUUAUUCUGCUUUUAGGAAAAGCUGAGGUCAGUGUUUGAUAAUCUGACACAAUUGGUACACAUCAAUCUGGUCAAGUUUCACAAGUAUUGGACGGAUUCAAAGUCGGAGAAGCCUAGGGUAGGUUGAUAUUGUUGUAUCUUCUUCAAGAAUGUUAUGUUAAAGCACUAUAUUUUAUGGAAUUUUUAAGUUUAAAGUUUUACAUGCUUUAUUUCUUUUGUCAUCUUAUACAACAUUAUAAAAGACAUUCAUUUCAAAGUCUUGAAUAUAAUUUAUAGAGCUAACUGUAUCAUAACAUCACUUUUAGAUGAUAUUCAUAACAGAAUAUAUGUCGUCGGGCUCGAUGUCACGGUUUCUUCAACGUGCACGGUCUUCGGGCACAUUGUUGAACAUCAAAGCUUGGAAGAAGUGGACUACGCAGAUAUUGUCAGCGCUCAAUUAUUUACAUUCGUGUGAACCUCCAAUAGUUCAUGCCAAUCUGACAUGUAACACUGUCUUUAUCCAACAGAAUGGGUUGAUUAAGAUUGGGUGUGGUAAGUUGGUUUUAAAACUUAAAUUAAAAUUAAAAAGUUGUUUUAAUUUGUAAAAUACGUUUUUUAAAUAUGUUUUUUGGUUAUUUUUAAGUUUUGGGUUUUCUAAAAUACGAUUAUUGUUGUUUUAGUGGCUCCAAACGCGAUUCAUCAUCAUGUAAAGACAUUCCGGGAGAAUCUGAAGAAUAUGCAUUAUGUUGCUCCGGAAUUCGAUCGUAAGUUAGUUUAUAUUCUUUGUUUUUUACCGCUUUAGGUUGUUAAUUUCUUCUCAUUGUUCAUUUCAUGUUUCAGAAUUGUCCGAAGCCACGACUGAGACUGAUAUCUAUUCGUUUGGUAUAUGCGCGUUGGAGGUAUGUGUUAAUUGUAGUUUUUUGUUGAAGUUUAGGAUACUAAUCUUCAAAACAUAAAUAUUAUGUCCAAAGGGUAUCAUAAGGAACCGUUUUGUUAUUACUAUAAAUUUUUGAACUUAUUAGUACUAUACUAUUGAGGAUAUGGUGUUUGUGAUACCUUUUUUUUUGAUUUUUUAUUACUCUUAUUUUUUAGAUGGCUACGACUGGUGGUUUAUGCUGUAAUGGUGGAUCUACGGAAAGUACGAGUCAAGUAACCCCAGCUAUGAUUAGAAAAGCGAUCGACAGUUUAGAAGAUGGGAAGCAACGUGUAAGUACUCAAUGUUAUUUACUUUUGUAUUUUGUAAGAGUAUUUUUUGUAAUCGUUAUCUUUACUUUCUUUAUAAUAUAGUUACGUACACAGUAACUUUAAUUUAGUAGUAAAAUGGUUAUGAUUGUCUUAUCUUACAGGACUUUAUCGAGAGUUGUCUGAACCCGAAUCCAAAGAAACGACCGACGGCGCGAGAACUUUUGUUCCACCAAGCUCUGUUCGAAGUUCAUUCACUCAAGUUACUGGCAGCUCACGCAAUUGUAAAUUCCAAACUGAUUGAUCAUCUAACGGAAGAAGACCUCAGGGUACAGGAUUCCACCAAGAUUGUUGCAACUUCCAAACAUAAAAAUGUCGCAUAUUGUGAACUUUCAACUUUUCAAGUAAGUUACAGUAGGCAAUUGGGUUUAUUGGCUCUUUUUAAUUUUUUAUAGCGAUAAAUAGUAACGUGUUUUUGUUUUUAUUAGGUUUUGUUACUAUGUAUUGUAUUGCUUGUUUUUUGUAUUGCAUUAUUUUAAAUGAUCCACUUUUAAAAUGACAUUGUUUCAGAUAGACUUGGACAAGUUUCUAGAAGACGUUCGAAAUGGCAUCUAUCCCUUAAUCGCUUUUGCUCCUUUGGCACAUCUUCCAACCAAAAUGAAGCUGAAUGCCGAGUCUGCCAUUACGGGAUUCACUCACGAUGCGCCACGUCGAAGCGAACAGAAGUCGGUGACAUAUUCAAAUAAGGAUCCAGAGAAUCAACGAAACACAACACAGAAGACGGAAGUGAAAGAUAACAAGGAAAACAACCAGCAGAACAACGUGAAACAUACCACAACAUCGAAUGGAAACACUUCAGUCAACGUACCGGGUAAAGACGAAGGCUACGACACUGUGCAGAGUGGAAUCACGCCUUCAGGCAAUCAGUCGGGUGGCGACAACAAAGAGCAAGGCAAAUACGCCGAGAGUCGACAGAUCGUCGAGAUUUCAGCCAAUAUCGAUGGGAAUAUGCUCAAAGCCACCCUCAAGCUGGACGACAUGAUGAUACGAGAGCUGAGGACGCCUGUGGGAAACGAGGACAAUGCCGAGAUGUUGGCUAAUGAUCUGGUUCAUCUGGGCUUCAUAUGCACGGUAAGGGGUUUAUAUUGUAGUUGGUUAUUUAGAUUUUGCAUAUAUGACGUAUUAUGAUAGAGAUUUAAAUUUUUCUAAUCUACUAUAUUUAUGCUUUGAGACAUUUUUCAUUUAGUUUAACUUACUAGUCAUUAUCAAUAUCAUUUAAGGCCGACUGUGAAAAAGUGUGCCAAGUCCUCCAGUCCACCCUAGACGAAUAUCGGCGCCAGAAAGAGGACGAUAGUGGUAAAAGCUCACGGAAGUCGUCGCGACAACACGACCCGAACACGGUUGUCGCCGCAGUCCAGCCUCCGGCCGCUGAUCCCACCAAAACGUUAACUAGGCCUUCUUAA